AUGUCCUAUAAGAAAGCUGCUUUGUAUCCGGCUGCACCCAACACUACCCGCGGCAUUGCUACACACAUCAGUGCUAGCAAGGAAAAGAUAGUCUACGCAUCCGGCAAGUCCAUCUUUAUCAGGGAUAUCAGCAACCCUGGCCUUGGCAUCGCAUACUCCGGACAUGUCCACCCAACUACCGUUGCUCGGGUGUCUCCGACUGGAUACUACUGUGCAUCUGCCGAUAUCACGGGGACUGUACGGAUCUGGGACACAGUGGGAGAAGACCAAAGUCUGAAGGGCGAGUACAAGGCUCUCUCUGGACGCGUCAACGACCUCGAGUGGGACGGAGAGAGCAAGCGUAUCAUCGCCGUUGGAGACGGAAAGGACAAAUUCGGACAUGCGUUCAUGUUUGACACGGGAACAAGUACGGGAGAGAUCAUCGGCCACUCGAAGGCUAUCAACGCCGUGUCUAUUCGUGCUCAACGGCCGUUCCGCGCUGCAACCGCUGGUGACGACAACCUCGUCGUCUUCCACCAAGGCGUUCCGUUCAAGUAUGUCAAGAACAUCGCCACACACACCAAGUUCGUACAAGACGUGCGAUACGCGCCUUCUGGAGAUCACUUCGCCAGCGUUGGCUCGGACGGGAAGAUCUUCCUAUACGAUGGGAAGGAGGGUGACGUCCUCGGUGACUUCGGCGCGUCGCACACGGGUAGCGUCUUCGGCCUUAGCUGGAGUCCGGAUAGUAAGGCGAUCGCCACGGCGUCGGCUGACCGCACUGUGAAGCUUUGGGACAUUGAGACUAAGCAGGCAACCACUGCGUAUACACUUGGUACCGCGGUGGACCACCAGCAGGUCGGCGCUGUCUGGAGCGCACCGACUACCGUCGUGUCGCUCGCUAUGUCCGGCGACCUGAACGUCUUUGACACCCGUGCAGGCGACAAGCCCGCGAAGGUUCUCUAUGCCCCACAAAAGAGCGUCACAGCGGCAGCGCCGCUGACUAGCGAUACCUUCGUGGUCGGCACGGCGGAUGGUCGCAUCCUCUCGUACGACGCAGCAGGCGAUGCGGCACCAAUCUCUGGCACUGGGCAUAAGACGCUUGUCUCCGGUCUGGCCGUUCAGGGCACGGACAAGGUCUUUUCCGCCGCGUACGAUGAUACUGUGCGCGAGAUCUCCGCAGCCGAGUUUGUACCGGCAUCGUUCUCGACUGCCUCACAGCCACGAGCAAUCGCGGCUGCCCAAGACGGCACCGUCUUUGUCGCUGAGGCAAAUGGUGUUGAGGCAGUUCGCGCCAACCAGAAGGUGGCAGAGCUUAAGCCAAAGGCCGCACCGACAUCCAUCGCAGCUUCUGGCUCCCUCGUUGCUGUUGGUACCGAUGACUCAAAGGUCACUGUGUACAAGUGGGACGGAAAGGUCUUCAGCGAAGCGGGUAUCUUGACCAACAACAAGGGUGCGGUGAGCGCGCUUGCGUUCUCGCCGGACGGAAGUAAGCUCGCCGCGGGCGAUUCGAGUGGAAAGAUCGUUCUAUACGACGCAAUAGCCCUUUCGAUGAUAACCGCACGUUGGUCCUUCCACAACGCUCGUGUACUGUCGCUUCAUUGGACACCGGAUGGCACACACUGCGCUAGUGGCUCCCUCGACACGCAUGUCUACGUCUGGAGUGUCGCGGCUCCGAUGAAGAACAUUGCUGUUAAGAACGCUGUCCCUGGAGGGGCGAACACAGUGUUCUGGUUGAAAGAUGGCAAGGUACUCGCGGCAUCGGGUGCCGAUGCGUGCGUGAGGACUUGGGAGAUCACAUUCCACAAGUAG
This is a messenger RNA of Peniophora sp. CBMAI 1063, 1788 nucleotides long. Lineage: Eukaryota; Fungi; Basidiomycota; Agaricomycetes; Russulales; Peniophoraceae. The record is from the annotation of a GenBank genome assembly.